GAGGCGGUGCAGUCAAUAUCAAUUAUGACUUGCGAUGAAUAAUUUAUAUAAAAAGUCCAAUUCCUCAAAACUGCUAGUCUUGAUAUCUUCACCUCUUUAUUAAUCUAUGUACUUGAAGUAUUCAACUGUAGUAUAUACCUACCUACCUUUCAUUUCCUUGACUUGGUUAAUCGUAUAGAUCCUAGUUAACUCGCCUCGCUAAAGGCGUCGGUUCCAUCAUAAAAGUCAGGUUUCAAUAACCUUCAAUCGUCACGAUCGAGACUCUUACAAGUUACAUCGGGUGACACUAGAUAUCAUGACCACCUCCUACAAUACAAUGCCAAGACUAAGAGAUACUGAACUUGACAACUACCAACGAUAUAACGAGGAAGAGGAGUGGGCACUUGAUGACGCUCAAGAGAAGCUACGGGCGCGUUAUAGCGGUAAUAGCGGCCUUCAACGACACCACGACCUCGGCGCGCCGGUACCCGUAAACCCUGGACCUUCUCUACCUGUCGCGUCUGGUUCUCUUCCUUAUCCAAUUAUCAUCCCCCAGCGACGACCCGGACAACGGGAUCGCGGAUUCAUCAGGGCCUACGCGCCCGAUUUGAUGAGCUGUGGCAUUGACGUGCCUACUUUUAUGGGGUUUCUCGACGAACUAGAUAAAGCGACGGCGUCUUGUCCAUAUGUUAGCGCUAUCAACCUUGCUUCAAAUGCGGCUGGUUUCUUGCCAUCGGGUAUAGGAACUGCUGUUACCCUGACUGUCAAGAUAACAGCCGGAGUAUACCAGGAGAUGCGGAGCCGUAAGAACCAAAACGCGUUCCUUUUGAAGAUGAACGACGAGCUUUUCCGACCGCGUGGCCUGUACUGCUUCAUCAUGGCAUACAACCCGGAAUCUAAUAACGCUCUAGUACAGGAAGAUCUCAGUGCCGCAACUAGUAAUACUCGCAGUGAAUUUCGAAGUAAUGAUGGGAUAACAGGUCCGAUUGAGUUCCCGGCUUCCGCUGAAUUGGUCUUCCCUGAUCUGGAAGACACGUCCAGCGACGAGGAGGAGGGUGAAAGCGGUACGAAGAGCUUCUUUUCAAAGCUGAUUGAUAGUUACAACGAACGUAAAGACCUUAAGGCUCAAAGAAAAUAUCUGAGAAAAAACCCUACUGGUGCUCUCAAUCCCCUGAUGGAUCCAAAGGUUGAACUCACGCGAAAAGACCAUAAGAGGCAGCUGCGUAGGCUUGAGAAAGAUGAGCGCAAGCACGAGAGACGCGAACGAAGGCAAGAAAGACGAGCACGCAGACACCCCGAAAGAGCUGAGAAGGAACCACGCAAACGAUUUCUACGAAAGGAUAUCAUGUAUAUGAUGAUAAUUAAUAUGCCGUCGAUGCAGGAGAUGGAAAACGCAGCUAGAUUGGUUGAGAACCCACCCAGGUAGAAAUCACCGUUGUUAAGAAAGGGAAGUUGUAAAUGGAGAGGGUUAGCUAUAGAUUGAUGACCUUAGUGUGCAG
This is a messenger RNA of Daldinia vernicosa, 1478 nucleotides long. RefSeq lists its product as uncharacterized. The transcript has 5 exons. The record is from RefSeq and is a predicted model, not a curated record. Lineage: Eukaryota; Fungi; Ascomycota; Sordariomycetes; Xylariales; Hypoxylaceae. The coding region runs from base 296 to 1405 and encodes 369 amino acids.